UCCUGUGUGUGUGUGUGCAUGUGUGAGAGUGAGUGAGGGUGUGUGUGUGAGAGAGAGAGAGUGUGUGAGUGUGUGUCUCCCUAUUUUUCUCCAAACUCGAACAGAACCGAAGUGAGAGAGCUCUUGUCAUGGAGCUCUACGAGACUCUCCGACAGAUAACGCCGUUAUUUUCGGAAUUGUUAUGUUUGUGCCAUGUGUUCGCACUGGCACCUCUCGUUUAUAUUUUAUUAGCAGUUGUUAAUUUAAUGAUAAAGAGGAGGAGAGGGAUGCGAAUACUUGAGCCGUUUCCUGGACCACCUGCACACUGGCUCUUGGGACAUGUUAAAGAGUUUCGCCAGGAUGGAGCAGAUUUGGCAAAGAUCGUCAGGUGGGGUGAGCAGUAUCCCAUUGCCUUUCCACUGUGGUUUGGUCCGUCAGUCUCCUUUCUGAAUAUCCAUCACCCGUCUUAUAUGAAGACAAUUCUCGCAUCAACAGAACCAAAAGACGAUGUUGCAUAUACAUUUCUUGUCCCUUGGAUAGGGGAGGGCUUACUUGUGUCUGAUGGACAGAAAUGGUUUCGUCAUAGAAGACUCCUCACUCCUGGUUUCCAUUAUGAUGUUUUGAAGCCUUAUGUGAAACUUAUUGCUGAUUCAACCAAAAUUAUGCUAGAUAAGUGGGAAGUUCAUGCUAAAUCUGAGGAGUCAUUUGAACUGUUUCAGCAUGUGAGUCUCAUGACUCUGGACAGCAUCAUGAAAUGUGCAUUCAGCUGUAACAGUAACUGCCAGACAGAGAGUGGAAGCAACCCAUACAUCCAGGCAGUGUAUGAGCUGUGUCACCUGGUGAACCUCAGGUUCCGUGUCUUCCCGUAUCACAGCAAGGCCAUAUUUCAUCUCAGUCCACAUGGAUACAGAUUCAGGAAGGCAUCUAAAACAGCACACAAUCAUACAGAGGAAGUUAUCAGAAAGAGGAAGGAAGUCUUGAAGAUUGAGAGGGAACAGGGCAUCUUUAAAAACAAACGAUAUUUGGACUUUUUGGAUAUUCUUCUGUCUGCCCGAGAUGAGCAGAAGCAGGGGUUGUCUGAUGAGGACAUCAGAGCUGAGGUGGACACAUUCAUGUUUGAAGGUCAUGACACUACAGCCAGUGGCAUAUCGUGGAUCUUUUACAGUCUGGCCUGCAACCCCGAUCACCAGCAGAUAUGCCGGGAGGAGAUCCUGCAAGCUCUGGAGGGCAAAGACAGCAUAGAGUGGGAGGACCUCAAUAAAAUUCCAUACACAACAAUGUGUAUUAAAGAAUCCCUGCGUCUUUACCCUCCUGUGCCAGGAAUGUCACGAAAGUUGACAAAACCCAUGACUUUCUAUGAUGGAAGGACUUUACCUGAAGGUUGUCUGAUUGGAGUCAGCGUUUAUGGAAUCCACAUGAAUUCCACAGUGUGGGAGAAUCCAUAUGUAUUCAACCCAUUGCGAUUUCUGCCUGAGAACUCUGCUAACAGGUCGCCGCAUGCCUUUGUGCCCUUCUCUGCUGGACCCAGAAACUGCAUUGGACAGAACUUUGCCAUGAAUGAAAUGAAAGUAGUGGUGGCACUGACACUGAAGAGAUAUCACCUCAUUAAAGACACGAAUCACACCCCAAAGAUGGUCCCUCAAAUAGUGCUCAGAUCCCUCAAUGGAAUUUACCUCAAGAUCAAACCCGUAGAAACUGAGUUAUGAAAAGCCAGCUGUUUAAAAACAGUAAUUUUUAUAUUUGUUGUUAUCUGAAAGCCACUAGAAUGAACUGUGCCCACUGAUAGUGUAGUUUAUUUUAAAACGCUGUCUGUGUUGUUUAUAUUGCCCAAAAUUACUUUUUCAACAGAAAAUUUAAACCAACAUCUCUGACAUAAAAUUUGUUUACCACCAACUUUCCAUGGGCAGUAAUAACACAACGUUAAUAACUCCAGACAAACAGUGCCAAGUUUUGUGAAUAAGGUGCAAUCAAUAAUAAGAGUAGUAUGCAAAGAAAGGAGGUGUGUUUGAUCUGAAAUAAAUGUCCAUGUCUUAAUUUAGGUAGUCACUGCACAGUGCUAUUUUGGUGUUAAUAAAUAAGCUGCAGGUUUUUGUGCUGAAAUGCCAAAUGCUAAAGUGGUUAGUAAAUUUGCCCCUUAUUCUCUUUAUUUUUACAACACUGAAUAUGUGAAAUUAUAGGAUAUUUGAAAAUAUAUAUUUUUUUCAGAGGAAUCAACUUGAUGUAUUAAAUUGAAAUUUUGCAACAACUACUUUAAAACAACAUUAAUUCUAAAACUACAGGUCUCCGACAUUGAAAAAAAUUGAAAAAUUCUGUUGAUCUGUAACUAAUGGAAAAGAAAAUUGAAAGUUGUUAAUUAAUUAGUCUUAACAGCACUUAAGAACACCAUAAAUGAAAAUUGUUUUUAAAUAAGUAAAAGAAUAUAUAUAUAUAUAUAUAUAUAUAUAUAUAUAUAUAUAUAUAAUAAAACAAAAUUGAAGAUCCCCAUGUCUUUACACUACAUAUGGCUUUCACUUAAAUUUUCACUUUGUGACAUAAGACUUCAUUGCAUCAGUUGUAAAAACAAAUAAAUCUUAAAGGGAUUUUUCACCCAAAAAUGUAAAUUAUCUCAUCACCAUCCCAGAUGUGUGACUUUCUUUCUUCAGCAGAACACAAAAUCAUUUUAGAAGAAUAUUUCAGAUCUGUAGAUCAUUGAAUGAGAAGCAUUGAGACACAGAUUAAUAUUGAAUUCCUUUUUUACUAUAAAUCUCAUCUUUCACUUUUCUAAAGGCUCUUCUCAAGAGUUAUUUUUGGUGAUUCACAUUCUUUAUGCAUAUCGCCACCUACUGGCCAGGGAGGAGGAUUACAAGUAAAAAGUGACACAAAUAUUGCUCUGUUUCUCUGUAUCAUAUCACUUCUGAAGACAUGGAUUUAACCACUGGAGUCUUAUUGAUUACUUUUAUGCUGCCUUCAUGUGUUUUUUGGAGAUUCAAAUAUCUGGUCACCAUUCACUUGCACUGAAUGGACCUACAGAACUGAGAUAUCCUUCUAAAAAAUGUUGUUUGUGAUUUGCUGAAGAAAGAAAGUCAUACACAUCUGGAUAAAACGGGGUGAGUAAAUGAUGAGAGACUUUUCAUUUUUGGGUGAAAUGUUCCUUUAAUGUCAAUUUUAAUUUAAAGUCUACCUAGGUAACUAAUAACACUAUAAACUGUAAUUGUACAUAAUAUUUCAAGAUGUACAGACUGAAUUUAAAUUGUCAGUGCAUUGUAUUUAGAUGUGAGGAAAUGCUCAGGAGACAAUGAAGGUUAAGUGGUUGCAUUUAAGAAAAGUGCCAUUUAUCAACAAUAAAGAGUGAAAAAAAAAGACUAAAAAUGAUUUUUUUACUUUUCUUUUACUUAGAAUUAAAAUGUUAUGGACAGCGGCUAUAUGGUUACUGUCUCUUUAAGAGGGAUUCUGCAUGAUACAAUAUUGAAGGCACUCUGCCCAGAUUGUUUCGUUGAUUUUAAACUUUUGAGAGGUGUAAAGUCACAUUAUUUUCGUACCAUGUCGUGCUGUUGUCUGUAUUCAUUUACUUUAAGUAUUCUUUUAUUUUGUGACAAUAAACAAUAUUGUUGUCAUUCUGCAAUGCCAGGGAUGAGGAUUUCAGAGAUUAACAGAUUGUGAGACUACAUUCAGUAAAUUUGACACAAUUGUUUUAAUUCAAAUAUAAAUUUUUACGGUUUAAAUAAACCAGAAUUGUCACACA
Messenger RNA from Xyrauchen texanus (razorback sucker), 3700 nucleotides. RefSeq names its product cytochrome P450 4B1. Gene Ontology annotation, molecular function: oxidoreductase activity, acting on paired donors, with incorporation or reduction of molecular oxygen; iron ion binding; heme binding. The transcript is spliced from 12 exons. The coding region runs from base 129 to 1685 and encodes 518 amino acids. Lineage: Eukaryota; Metazoa; Chordata; Actinopteri; Cypriniformes; Catostomidae. The record is from RefSeq and is a predicted model, not a curated record.